CUUCCCUACUUAGUUUUUUCUUCACCAGCACAAAGAACACUUCGACUGCGUGUAUAUAUUUCCGAAUCCUACUGUAUCAUGAAGCCUCAUUUGAUUCUACUGACUGUUUAUAUGUUUAUUAUCACUUAUGCAUCGGCAGCAGUUUCUGAUACAAACAGUCACCUCUGUCAGAGACUGAAAGCGAAAGGGUUGUACAAAAUGUAUUGUUACCAACAUGGCAUCUAUAAUCAAUGCAAGAAGACGUGUUCAGAAUCGUUGAUUCUGGAGAAUAAAUACGUCCAGAACGGUUGUCCAUGGGGGAAUUAUAAAAAUUACGAAGAUGCAAAUAUGGAUUCGAACUGCAAGUCAAAAGUAUCAGCUGGAGGUGGUUGUGACAAGUACUGCAAGAAUCCCUCCAAUGUUGGCGACAAAACAAUAGGGUGGAACUGCUGCCUGGCUUGUGUCGACUCUUGUGGAAAAGCCCCAACACGUGAUGCAACUUUUAACAACGCCUAUCCAGACGUAUUCAAAUCAAAACAAAAGGCCUUGAGGCAACUUUUAUCAGAUCUAAAGAGAGCGACAAAUAUUCUAAAAUAAUCGCUCAAGAUGCCUGUCAUAUUUUAAAUGCACUGGUAUGAUUACAGAGGUCAUAAAGCGAAAUAAAGUUUGAGUCAUAUAAAUACA
Messenger RNA from Saccostrea cuccullata (small rock oyster), 663 nucleotides. RefSeq lists its product as uncharacterized. Bases 79 to 576 code for a protein of 165 amino acids. The transcript has 3 exons. The record is from RefSeq and is a predicted model, not a curated record. Lineage: Eukaryota; Metazoa; Mollusca; Bivalvia; Ostreida; Ostreidae.